GCGCGUUGUCUGUUUGUAUUUACGACAGAAUGAAGCGACGUACGACAGUACGGAGACCUGGAGCAGUCAAUAUUAGUCUAAGGACAAAGAAGAGGUUUCUUCAUUCCCUCCUUUCUUCAAACAGCACCACCAGAAGGUGUAUAGGACUCCUCGUUCCUGUCAUGGCCAACCCUUUCAGGGGUGAGGUUAUAAAACUAUACAAAACACUGCUGUAUCUUGGCCGUGAGUACCCCAAGGGAGCAGCUUACUUCAGAGAGCGCCUGAAGUCAGCCUUCAUGAAGAACAAGGACGAGGCAGAUCCCCAAAAGAUUAAAAAGUUGGUGGAUCGUGGAGAUUUUGUCAUCAAGGAACUCGAGGCCCUUUAUUUCCUCAGAAAAUAUCGAGCAAUGAAGAAAAGGUAUUAUGACCCAGAAGAAUAAACACACAAACAGCUACUCCAGGCUGAAGCUCAAUCAGUGACUUUAAGUUCAAUUUCUUAUUCAUAAUGUGUCAUAUUUCCACGUCCACAAUGCCAUUCUGUACAUGUUGCACUGCAAGUCCAAACAGUUCCCCAUAGAAAGCAGCUGCAGGGUGAUGCUGAGGAAGCUGUUGCAGAAUGUGUUUUUUCCUUGUACAGUAUCUUUACCUUAAAGGCCAGUGUUAUAAAACAAUACUGUUCAAUCACCAACAUUCUAGCCUUCCUGAUGUGGGGUUUUUACACAUUUGGUAGACAGUCAGCCCCACUGGGAGCUCUUUAAUGUACUCUGAUUGAAAUGUUGAAAACAAGAUGAUAAAUGAAACGUCCAUGUUGAAACGAACAAUCAGAUUAUAACUGUAAGCAGUUUUUAUUGUUCCAUUACAGCAGCCUUGAACCUAAUCUGCAAUUAACUGUGAAUAUCCCUUUGUAAUGGACUACAGGCAUUCAACUGACUGAAUAUGUUCAUUUCAUUUUAUAUUUCAAUGUCAUUACUAAAUGGACUGAAUGUACAUGACUAUGGAUCUUGCACUAUUAGAGAUAAAUAAAACUAUAUGUCAAACGGA
Molecule: messenger RNA, 1020 nt
Organism: Notolabrus celidotus (New Zealand spotty)
Lineage: Eukaryota; Metazoa; Chordata; Actinopteri; Labriformes; Labridae
Gene: lyrm5a
Product: LYR motif containing 5a
Exons: 3
Coding region: 30-419 (129 amino acids)
Biological process (GO): respiratory electron transport chain
Cellular component (GO): mitochondrion
Source: RefSeq, a predicted model, not a curated record